ACACUCAGACAACGGCUGACAGGAACAGUUUCUUCCAGUCAUGCCUAGGGGUCGUAACGUCUCUACAUCAGACUUAGUCGAGCGGUGCCGAGGAUACGUUGCACGACUACAGACUCGGCGGAAUGCCUUCAAAUCUCCAGAUGAACUACAUUCAUUAGUUAUCCAAUCCUUGACAUCACAGGAGGCGAAAGAGAAGAUUUUAUCAUUUCGUGACCAAGAAGCUCUUUGUUGUAUGGAAGAGAUUCUAAAAAUUUUGGAGGGUGAAUCGCAGCCAAUUUCUUCGCCGAAACUACUACACGAAUCGAGAUUUGAGUUGCGUCGCCUUCUUCUGCGUUUGUCCAAACAAUCUUCCAAAAUGCCGGAAUCCCUGUUCCUCUAUGGCAUAGAGUCCGCAGAGAAAUAUGCUGCCGCCGGCGGUGGAUACUCCGACAUCUUCCGUGCAACAGUGGGAAGCAACCCUGUAGCUCUAAAGAGAUUGCGUAUAUUUCAACAUUCAAGAGCCUUGGAAGAUACGUAUUCGGAUUUAUGUCGUGAAGCAUUGGUUUGGCAACAGCUCAAACACCCUUUCAUCCUCCCCUUCCUUGGCCUGGAACGCGAUAUUUUCAAGCCAUAUUAUUGUAUCGUUACUCCAUGGAUGCCUCUUGGGAACAUUAACCAAUUCAUUGAUGAAGAGUUGCAAAACGAUAGUAAGGAUCCGUUGCCCUUGGAACGAUGGCUUAUAGAAACAGCGAGGGGUUUACGUUACUUACAUGGCGAACAUGUUGUACAUGGCGACAUACGUGGGGCAAACAUCUUAAUAGGUUCUGAUAAACAUAUCCGCCUCGCUGAUUUCGGUAUGUCACACUUUGCGGAUUCAAGCUCUGCGAGCCUGGGUUCCUGCUCCGCAGGUGCAGUGAGAUGGGUGGCUCCCGAAGUGCUCCAAGGAGCAAGACUGUCCUAUGAAAAUGAUAUCUACGCGUACGGAUGUUUUUGGGUUGAAAUGUACACACGUCGGCGACCCUUUUUUGAUAUUCCACACGACUUUCAAGUUGUCGCUAGAAAGCUUGUCGAUGGUCAACCUGCAUGGCCAUCAAAGGCCGGCCAUCCCAGAAUAACACUCAACCCCAAUAACUGGGAGUUUGUGAAGUCCUGCUGGGCGGAUGACCCUUCGAAGCGACCUGCAGCCGCCGGGCUUGCAGCAUUAUGUCUAGCUCGACUCUAUGACACAACAGAUUCGACGGAACCCAUUUCUCAUGGUCAUGGCAUCUCUCGGCGGCGUAGUGAACCUUUUGGAAGACGAAGUCUUGCCCAUGACGUAUGUGACAACGUCUCCAUCGGCGACUCGCUCAAGUCUUCUCCUGGAGCGGCUAGACCUCUAGAAUCAUCAAUUCUAGCGAAUGCAUCCCCGCAUUUCAUUGGUGCGAUGAGCUCAAGUCCGUUCUCCUUUGUCUCGGGAGCUUUAUCUGGUCCCUCCAGGUGCUCUCCAUCAGAGAGUGCUACUUUUUUGCUUUACAUUCUUCUGCUCCAUUACAAAACCUCGCUUCUACUGACUUCUGAACUUUCGAACUUUUGAAAUUUUGGACUCUAGAAUAGGUUUCCUUUCGCUGUUUCAGUCACUGUUUACAGAUAUCCUCAAAUUUCGUUGGACUACGUUGCACUCCAAUGACAUGCUGCUCUCAGCUGCUGAC
Messenger RNA from Somion occarium, 1667 nucleotides. Lineage: Eukaryota; Fungi; Basidiomycota; Agaricomycetes; Polyporales; Cerrenaceae. The record is from the annotation of a GenBank genome assembly.